Aspergillus melleus is the source of this 1041-nucleotide messenger RNA. RefSeq lists its product as uncharacterized. Bases 1 to 1041 code for a protein of 346 amino acids. NCBI's taxonomy places the organism in Eukaryota, Fungi, Ascomycota, Eurotiomycetes, Eurotiales, Aspergillaceae. The transcript has a single exon. The record is from RefSeq and is a predicted model, not a curated record.
AUGAUCACCCCGGUACAUGACUAUACCAGCAACAUCCCAUUCUACGCCGGCGAUGAUGUCCAUCCUGAGCCCGUUCCUCUACCGGAUGCUCUUCCAUCCAAUGCACCCUAUAUCUUACCCACCAACGUCGACAUCGGUCUUUCCGAUCUCAAUCAACUCUCUUGGACUGCAGAGCUCGAUCAACUGAGCGCCUAUGGUCUACCAACCCCAGGCCUCGAGAUCCCUAGCAUAGCCAAAGCCCCACCUUUGCCCUUCAGCGAUCGGGAAAUAAACCAUGCGCAAGCCCAAAAUUUAACCCACACCCAGACUCAGGAAUGGGAUCUUGACUCCGGUAGCAACACCAGCAGUGUUGAUCCCCGUCGAACCAGCAUAACUUCGAUCCGCGCGCCCAUCACACCUCCAGACUACAAUGUUCUUGACGACCCAAUCCCGUCCAAAUCUCACAUGCGUCCCCUUGAUCCCCUCAGCAGCUCUGCGUACCUACAGCUCCUCCACGACAUCGAGCAGACCACUGCUCUCGGUCACACACAUACGGUGGACUCCGUCCUCGCAGCCAACCAACGCUACCUUAGCACGUUGCUCCGUAUGACGGAAACCCCUGGCUUCGAGUACGGCUACGACACGCACCUCCUAUUCACUGUGGCGUUGAGGAAAAUCAUUGCGCUAUUCACUGCGGGGUAUCGCGAUUUCGUGAUGCGUAUGGAGGGGCCGGAGACUUGUCACAUAAACGGCACCAACAACUACCCUAAUAGCCACAACAGCAGCAACAAUGUGGCCACAGGUAUUAAUGGCAGCGGCAGUAUUGGUGUCGAGCGACUCAUCCGCUUCGGAGUUUUUGAAAUUGAUCUCGUUGAGCAAAAGGCCAUCUGUCGCAGUAUCCUUCUGCGAGAGUUGAAGCGUGCAAGACUCUGUCUCAUGCGACUGGUCGAUGUUUUGGAGAGGGAUAGUGGUGGAUGCGGUGGUGCUGGACGCCACGAGGGAAUGUGUGAGGAGAUGAGUCGGCGGCUGGAUUUAUUGGUUGGGUCGUUGGAGGGAGAGUAG